AGUUAUCAGGGACGAUAUUCAAAGAGAAAAUGGAGAUUGGAGCAAGAGAGAAAGUGGGAGAUAAGAAACACAUGGAUACCAUAGUGAAAAACAAUGACGUCACUCGUAUCUUCAGUUGUUGACGGUGUUGAAAAUGUGGACGGGAUAGCUGCGCAUUUGCCGGUAUCGACAGUGGGGAUUCAUUAGUAUGAGCAUAUGAAUUCAGAGUUCAAGUACGUGGACUCAACUGAAAUAUUUUCGUGACUGAUGUACUAACUUUUUGUUUAUUGCCAGUUACGGACCGCGAGGCAGGGUCCGAGUAUUUCUCGAUGUUCGUACUGUGCCUGAACCGUGAUCGCAACAGUUGUUCCCGAAUGGUGUGUGUGAUUUUGAAAAAAACAUUUUUAUGCGGAAGUGCAACCUAACCUACAAACACGGCUUAGUGAAAGCGUCUGGUGGUCCUAAUUUCGAAUGAAAAAUCCACAUAUAUAUAUGUAUUGUAACGUUCCGCUCUUAUGCCCCCUAGCCCCUUUCCUUCCACCUUUCUCGAUGAUGGACACGUCAAGAGCCCCACGUAAGAGUGCAUAGCAUACUGUGGAUCUGCAUAACUGUAUCUGAGAGAACUCCUCGAAUCCUGAAAUUCCUCAAAAUUCAUAUCGGGCUCUAACAGCGACGCCGAUAAAGGAAAGAAAAAAAUAGGACCUUCAAAUCCCUAAUAUUACAUAACUCCCUUGAAAUUAGUCACAGGGAAAAUCAAGAGGAAAUAAUAUUAUAGAUCGUUAUUUUUGAUAUUCCAUGAAUACAAGAACCCGUCAUACGACUGGAAUCGAAACGAACAAGUGCCCAGCGCCUAUUAACCGGCACGCGUUAAGCACAGUAGAAAGACCAGUUGAACCGGUACUUGAAGAAACCGCUAAUACUACUAGACAAAUUAAAGUGUCAAAUCAAAUAUUAAACGAAAAAUCGUUAUCCUCGCUAAAAGUAACGUAUUCCUUCCGAGGAUACAAGCAGCGGAUUCCUCGACGGGGAUCACUCGCAUUGGUCGACCAGAGCGACAAAGUGUACACCGAAAGACGACAAGAAGCAGUAAAGGACUUGGGUAGUAUAAUUUCCAGAAAUCAAUUAAGGAAGCUAUCCUGCAUUCCAGAGCAAACCAGUGAACAGUAUUGUACUAGAAGCUGUGGGAAUUGAUCCUUGGCAAUUCUCGGUCUCAGGGUGCCUUGUGCCUCGUCUCUGUAUCAGGAAGCCUGCAAUCCCUGUAGAUCUUCUGCAGCAAAGUCAUUGUGCCAGCGUUGCCGGAAAUCGAGCAAAGACCAAUCCCUGAAGCUCAGCUCCCAAGGUCAUCGUGAUUAGCUCUCUGAGCUCCCCCCAGUCCUCAUCAGGUCUCAGGAACCACUGCGAUACCCCUUAGUAUCCGGAAGGGCAUCCCAAACACGUCCGCGUCGUUCUUGUAAUAGAAUAGUCAGGAGUGCUGACCUACCUCGCAAACCCAGCUAAAAAGACCGGGCUCCCAGUGUCAUUCUGAUCAGUAGCUGUCGGAGUCCAAACCUUCCUAAUUCUGAUCAUCUGUGGGGUUCUGAUGGACCAUUAUCGUCAUCAGUUACCAUCCCUACCAUUGGCUGGCCUACAGUCAUUGGACGCAUUGUGCAAUCUGCUGUAUCGUAGCUCCAGCCUUCUCUUUCCCUCCCCGAGGGACUAGAAAAAGUAAACGAUAGAGAGAUACACUUCUUGUCGUCUGCGGUACAAUAACAAUAACUGUACACAAUUACAGGACUGCGUGAGAGAGUGAGAUAGAAAUUAAGUGACUUUCUAGUAUGUAAUUUAUGGAACAAUAUAUUACGAUUAAUUAAUUUUAAAAUCAAGUCUUCUUUCCUAUCAAGACGCCUGCCCAAUGCACAAACCCCUCAAAGAGUCUCGCGAUUCCUGUUCCUAGAAAAUCACAAAUAAUCUCAAUAUAUAUAGGCUGAUUCAAGGAAUGUUACGUAGGAUUCCAAGAAUUUUACGAAUUAUAUCUACGCAACAUUCCUAGAAUCAGCCUCCGAUUCGUGGAAUCGGCCAAUCUCGUGACGUCACUCUGCGAAAUCGAGGGGGGGAGGGGGCAUGACGUUGAUUUAGCACGGAUGCGAACCUUCGAAGUGUCUCGAAGUGUCGGUAAAUAUCAGUGCAGGAAUCUUCAUCCAGAAUCCCUCCCCCGCCCUUGUUAUACUACUAAUAUAAUUCAUUUAAUAGCCAGAGGUAAUUGUAGAAAUAUCAAUGACUUAUCAUAGUUAUCAUUAAGAAAGAAAAACCUGAAAAUUUGAAGACCAUCAGUCCUCCGCCUGGGCCAGAUAAAACUCGAUAGGCUAAUAGAUUACGUAUCUCUCGUAUUGCUAGUGUAAUAAGUCUAUAAAAACUGGUCAGCAAACGGGAUAAUUUUGCAGAGUGUUCUUGGUCAGCUGUUGAGAACUGAUCAAUCAAUUCGUCGUUGACUUUGUGACUGGACGCAUGUGACUCGAAGAUUUUCCAAUUUACUGAUUCAGUGGGUUGACCAACCGAAUUUUGUGAACUUGGACCACGUGGAUACUCGAGGAGUACUUUUGACUUCUAUUACUGUCGAUUCUGCGAGUCUGAAACAACAUGAAAGAUCAUACACGAAAAGUGAUUGCACCUGAUGGAGGAUGGAGCUGGUUUGUCUGCCUUGGUAGCGGUUUAAUUACGUUCAGCUUACGCUCUCUGGACCCGUGCUUUGGUCUUCUCUUUCACGACCUCCUAAAAGACCUCAAAAUUGAUUCCACCGGAGCUUUAUUUAUUACAAGCCUCAUGGAGUCGAACCUUAACUUCUCAGGAUUAUUCGUAGCGCCGUUGAUAAAAAGAUAUACCUAUAGAAAAGUUGCUAUCUUUGGAGCUCUUCUCAGCUGUACCGGACUCAUCCUCACGUCCCAAGCCAAUAGCAUGUUUUAUAUAAUUUGCACGUACAGCAUUUUAGGAGGAUUCGGCACGGGAUUUGCGACAGCUGCAGCCUUCGUCGCUCUCAACAAUUACUUCCAGAAGAAACGUGGUCAAGCAGUUGGAAUGUCCAUGUCAGGAACUGCUAUUGGUCUGAUGCUCAUGCCGCAGAUCGUCCACGGUCUCCUAAACUUAUAUGGGUUCAGAGGAUCAACCUUGAUAAUCGGAGGACUGGCUCUUCAUUCUAUCGUUGGUGCCAUUCUUUUUCAACCAGUCGAGAAUCAUAUGAAGAAAGCACCGUCAGAAGGGCCACCAGCUUUGCCUGAGAACGAAGUGUUGCUGGAACAAAAUGGAAGCACCGGAAAUAACAAAACAACGGAAACGGAAAUGGAAUUGAGAACAACCUUCGUAUCACGAACCAUUGUUUCUGAGGAGAUCAAUUUGGAUAUUAAAAGACGACGACGAGAGAGCGCUGCAAGCUUAAGCUCUGUGACGUCUAUUCUGGAUAUCAAUUGCAUUCCCGCAUCGGACGCAAAGCUGUCAGAGAUACACGAGAGGGGUGAAAACGUUGAAGAAGAUGAAUCGUCAAAGGAAAAGAAAAUUACGGUUCUACGACGCAUCGUCAAUUUCUUUGAUCUCGAACUCCUCAAGGAUUAUGUUUAUUUGAAUAUCAUUAUCGGGCUCAGCUUGUUCUAUGUAUCUGAAAAUAAUUUCAAAACGAUGACAACAUUUUUCUUAUUGAGUAUAGGAAUGAGCAGGGAAAAUAGUGCCUACUGCCUAUCGAUCAUCUUUUUUGCUGAUAUCGUGGCGCGUUUGAUUUUGCCCCCAGUGUGUGACAAAUUCCAAUUUAAGAAGAGGACCCUCUUCUGGAUCUGUUCCAUGCUCGUUAGUAUCAGCCGAUCCGUGUUCGUCGAGCAGACGAAAGGCCCAAUGCUGACGGUCAUGCUGGUGGUAAUUGGAUUUUUACGUGGCGCUACUCUGGUUAACAUGAACCUGUCGGUUUCCGAAAAUGUCACCCUGGACAAAUUGCCAGCUGCCUUCAGUAUAUUCAUGGUGUCGAAAGGCGUCUUUGUAACGAUCUUAGGACCACUUAUUGGUUUCGUCAGAGACUACACCGGAAGUUACAAGGCGUGUAGUCACACAACGACUGGAUUGGUCUUCAUCUGCUUCUUCUCUUGGAGCGUCGAGUUCGCCCUGAAGUGGAUUCGCACGAGGAAGACCUUGGAGAGCAGCCCCAACAUUAUUGCAAAUCCCAAGAAGUCUGAAUCAAAGAUUUACUUCAACGUUAUGACGAACGGGAAGCUGAGGGAUACUCCGGAUGAAGGCUGGGCCUGGAUCAUCCUUGCCAGUGUUGCCAUCAUCAACAUGUCUGUACUUCCUAUCCAGCAACUGUUUGGAUUUAUAUUUAGAAAUCGUUUGAGUGAACUGGAAAUCAGCACGACCCAAACGUCGCUAAUAAUACAUUUAAAUUCGACAAUCAUGUGCAGUAUGGGAUUAAUAAGUGGACCAAUGAUGAGACGCUUAUCUUGGAGGUGUGCUGCCUAUCUUGGUAGUGUCAUUAUAGUCGCAGGAAUACUCUUCACUGCGAUCGCUGACUCUCUGUUGACUUUUAUUAUUGCCUAUUGUUUUUUGAUCGGUGUCGGUCAAGGAAUCAUCUAUCCAGCAACGAGCUUAUCACUGAACACUUACUUCAGGGAGAAGCGUAAAAUCGCUAUGGCAAUAUCUGUCACGUUGACGGGUCUGGGACCAAUAAUAAUGCCGCUUUUUAUUGUGAAGCUUCUUGACAAUCACGGCACUACAGGAACACUUAUAAUCCUUGCUGGUAUCAGCACUCAUGCCUUUAUUGGAGCUUCUCUUCUUAGGAGUUUUAGAAAAGAAGAGAAAUUAUCAGUGGAAACUUCGUCUACCAUUGCCAAUGAUGACAACGUAAAAAAUGAUAGUAAAGACAAAUUGACUGUCGCAGUCACCAAUGAUACUGUUAAUCAUAACAAUGCUAAGGGACCAAGAAACUAUCUAAAGCAAUUGGACUCGACCAAAGAAGAUACUGCAUCAGAAGAAUUAAUGCUGUUCUUGAAGAGCGAGGAGCCCCGAGAAGAGAAAAUGAAGAUGAAGAGAAGCGUCGUCUCGAAGUGUGCAAAGGGCUUAGAUUUAGAUCUGUUGCGAGACAGCCAUUAUUUAAUUGCAGUGCUGGGGAUGAGUAUAUCUUUCACGUCGGAGCUCAACUUCAAUAUGAUGAUUCCAAUUAUCCUGAGUGAUUGGGCAACUCUAGAGAAGGAAGCAGUGGCACAAGUGAUAUCAGUACAAGGAAUUGCUGAUAUCGUAGGUAGACUUUGCAUUCCAAUUAUUGCUCACAAAGCAGGCUGGACGUCCAGGUACAUGUACCUGAUCUCCCUCGUCGGUUCCAGUCUGGCCAGAAUACUUCUCUUAGCCUUCAAGGACACAUACGGCGCCAUAUUGGCCUUAUCAGUACUUUUUGGAUUGGCUAAAGGGACUAAAGCCGUUUUUCAAUCUCUGGUUAUACCAGACUGUGUACCGUUAGAAAGAUUGCCCGCAGCAUCCGGCCUACUUAUGGUUGCAAAUGGAAUUCUCUCAAUAACUCUGGGACCGCUCAUAGGAGGAGGUGGAUCAAACAUGAGAGGAAGCGAGAAGAUAAGGUCGGACAAAGAUCCCAAGAGCGAAGACGCUCAAGAGAGGAAGAGGAUGCUGGAGCAGAAGUGCGAGGAGGAAGUGGAGCAUCGGAUGAAUGAAAGUGAAGAUAUUGAAGAUCAAGAGGAUAAAAGAAUGAAGAAUGAAUUCGUACCUCCGGACGGAGGUUGGGGCUGGAUGAUCGUUAUGGCUGCUGGAUUUUCGAACUUUUGCAUCUUGCCGGUAUUACAGUCCUUCGGACUGAUCUUCAGGGACAAAUUUAUGGAGCUGGAAAUAACAUCGUCGGAGACUACGACGCUAAUCAAUGUGAACAGUGCGGUAACCGCGUGCAUAGGACUGGCGAAUGGUCCGCUCUUCAGGAGGUUUAGCUACCGGCAAGUUUCCUUGACUGGUGCCCUACUCUGCACCAUUUCUAUUACCAUACUUUGUACAAUGAAGAAUUUCGGAGACCUGCUCGUUUUCUUUUCCAUACUCUAUGGUGCUGGAACGGGUAUUACGAUGUCCUCCAAUGCUUUGGCGCUCAAUACUUACUUUAGAGAUAAGAGAAGAAUAGCAACUGGACUCAGUUGGACUUGUACUGGCAUGGGACCCAUACUGAUGCCACAGAUUAUCACGCUUCUAUUGCCAAUUUAUUCUGUGAGAGGGACCGUUCUUAUCUGUGGAGGAAUUGCGUUUAAUGCGGUUGCUUGUGCCUUACUACUCCAACCUGUGUCCUGGCAUGUCAAGAAGAAUAAAAUAAAGAAUGAUAGCAAUAAGGAACUCUUGAGAGAUAAGAUCGGUACUACUUGCAAACCAGUAUUAGAGGAGGACGAGCAUCUUCAGGAGUGUGAUAAGAAAAAAGAUAAAAACUCAAACUCGAAUGAUGCUUUGCUCAAUGAGUCCUACAGUAAAUCUUUAGAAAACAUUGAUCAAAAUAAACCAUUGACUAAGGAGAGACGUUCGAGUCAAAGAUUUGGUAGUCAGUAUCUUUAUUAUGAGGAUAAAGAAGUUGGCGCAUCUGGAAUUGACGUAAUUGGUCCAGGGACUCCAAUGAUGUCUCGAGCAAACGAUGGCUGGUUCUCACGCAAAAAUGCAUCGAACGCAUCGUUGACCUCGAGCAAAACUAUAAUGAGAGAAAAUUCUCAAAAAACUUUGAGUCGUUAUCCAUCAGUGAGUCUGAGCAGACAAUCAAGUAUGAAAGCUUUGAGCAGAGGUCCGUCGAUAAGGACAUUAAGCAGACAAAACAGCGAAACGGAUGGUUGGAAGAAGAAGAUAUCAAAUCUUCAAUCUAGCAUCAAUUCACCUCUAAUUAUAUUGAAGGAAUCCUGCGAGCAUCCGGAGGAUGAAUGCAGUAAUGAGAAUUGCAAAAACGAAGAAUGUGUCAAAAAAAAAUUGACACAGUGUUUCGAGUCCAACGGCAUCCAUAUAAGUCAAGACCGUCUUGUACCAACAUCAGCCACGAUGACGAACCCAGUGCCGAUUGCUGAGGAUAAAUUUAAUAUAGCAGAAGAAGAAUUUUAUUCUGGUCCAUGGUACAAACGCGUCUUCCUAGCCGUAGUCAUAUUCUUCGACCUGGACCUCCUCAAGGACAAAGUCUACGUAAAUCUCAUGCUGGGAAUUACUCUGGCAAAUUUCAGCGAGAUCAAUUUCUCUUUGCUAACGCCAUUCAUCCUUGGCGAGUAUGGUUUUAGCAAACCGGAAGUGGCACAGAUGAUGUCAAUCCUAGCUGGGGUUGACGUGGCGACUCGAAUCACAAUUCCCUUCAUCGCAAAUUAUGUCGGCUGGGAAAACAGAACGUUUUUCCUGGUAGGAGUCAGCACUAUGGCUGCAGGACGUAUCAUUUUGGCACAUGAGCACAGUUACUACACGAGCCUAGGAGUAGGCGCACUAAUCGGUGUAGGAAAAGCACUUCGUACCAUCUUUAUGGCGCUUGUAAUUCCUACACACGUUCCCUUGUCACGACUUCCAGCUGCAACUGGACUUCAGCUGUUAACCAGUGGAAUUGUCUUUCUAAUAGUUGGUCCCAUUGUCGGUGGGAUUCGAGAUGCAACUGGGAGCUACUGCGUGCUGCUGCAUUGUCUGAACAUCUUCACUUACCUCACUGUCAUCUCGUGGACUCUCGAGCAAUAUCUGUCUAAACGACGAAAACGAAAUUCUUCAUGGGAAUCAAAGUCAUCGGCUUGAUUAAUUAAAUUUUUAUAUUUCUUUAGCAACUGAAUCAUUUUGAUCUUAGUCCAAGUAACGAGAAUACCAGCAUGAGUAAUUAAUAUAUCAAUAUUCACUCGGUCGUACAGAUCACAGUAUUAUGUUAAUC
Messenger RNA from Cephus cinctus (wheat stem sawfly), 7843 nucleotides. RefSeq lists its product as uncharacterized. The coding region runs from base 2596 to 7713 and encodes 1705 amino acids. Gene Ontology annotation, biological process: monocarboxylic acid transport; transmembrane transport. Gene Ontology annotation, molecular function: monocarboxylic acid transmembrane transporter activity. NCBI's taxonomy places the organism in Eukaryota, Metazoa, Arthropoda, Insecta, Hymenoptera, Cephidae. The transcript has 25 exons. The record is from RefSeq and is a predicted model, not a curated record.